Messenger RNA from Nannospalax galili (Upper Galilee mountains blind mole rat), 3875 nucleotides. It is a transcript of the gene Tbx10, whose product is annotated as T-box transcription factor 10. The coding region runs from base 2632 to 3789 and encodes 385 amino acids. Gene Ontology annotation, biological process: cell fate specification; positive regulation of DNA-templated transcription; regulation of transcription by RNA polymerase II. Gene Ontology annotation, cellular component: nucleus. The record is from RefSeq and is a predicted model, not a curated record. The transcript is spliced from 10 exons. Lineage: Eukaryota; Metazoa; Chordata; Mammalia; Rodentia; Spalacidae. Gene Ontology annotation, molecular function: RNA polymerase II cis-regulatory region sequence-specific DNA binding; DNA-binding transcription factor activity, RNA polymerase II-specific.
UGAGGUCGAGGGGUGAGAGCUGGCUCCUGGAGACCAAGGGGCAGGCCGUCACACCCAGCCUCCCACGCAGGCACGACCUUUCCCGCCUUUGAGAUGGACAUCUACAGGAACCUGGGCAGUGUUGACUUUCCACGCGCCGCGGACGGCGACCUGGCGGGCACUGUGCAUCCCAGGCUGCAGGACCGAGACUUUGAGCCAUUGAAGCCUGGUGAACCCAUCUUCAAACUGUUCAACGGUGAGGAUGUGCUGUAUAAGGGGGACUCCACCGUGUACCCUGUGUUUGUUAACGAGGCCGCCUAUUAUGAGAAGCACGUGGCUUUCUUGAAGUCAGAGAAGAUCAAGGUCUCUGUGCCCACCCUGCAAGCACUGACCUCCGUCUCCACCCCAGUUCCCUAACCCCAAGUCAUACCUGCUCUGCCUCAGUCUCCCCAUUUGAACAAUGGGUCAUAAGACAUUUCUGAGCCCAGGAGCCUCUGCUUCCUGCUGGGCAUGGUUUGCCUCACAAGGCCACCAACCCCAUGCUAUAAAGUGGAACAUGUCCAGGGAUCAUGAUUCCUGUCCUCUGUCCUGCAUGAACUCCCCCUCUGACUAGGCAGCCCGCCUGGCCCAUCCAUCUCCCUGCGGCUACAGCUGCCACACGGCCUCCUGGUAUCGAGCAGCAAGAUGAAAAGGUGUGAAGGAUAUGGGGGCACCAGGGACCAGCUGGCAGGCAAGAUGGAUGAGGGGGCAGUGGGCCACCAGCAUGUGCCUCUGGCAGGAAGGCAGACCAGCCAGGGAGGGUGCAGGGUAGCUUGUCUUGUGCUGUGUGUUUAUAAAUACCAGGCUGUGCAUCCUGUGUCUUAUCUGUGUGGCUGUAGAGAGCCUGUGUGUGUGCACGCAGGCCCCAUGUGUUGUCCUGUUGUGAGAUCAUGGGUGUUCAUGUAGACAUGUAAGUUACAAUGUCGCCUCAUGUGUGUGUGUGUUUCCCAUCACAUAGCUCAAAGUCAGGCACAUACAAGUCAGGAGACAAUAGAAUCCCAGGCUGGCCUGUGUCUGGGUGUCUGGGCUGAAGGGGAGCUGCUGAAAUUAGGAUAGAGUGCCUUAAACCCCUCCAUUUUCUCUCCCGCGGUUCACCUACCACACUGCUAAUCCUGUAGCAGGGUGGCAGGGCCACACUUCAUCAGAGGCCCCUGAGAGAUGCUGGUACCCUCUGUCUUGUAGAGAGCACCUCAGAGAUGAGUUUGCUGCCUUCCACACAGUGAAGUGUGGAUCUAUGCAGGGCAGGACCCCCCACCCCCAACCCUUUCUCUGUGUAACCCUCACAGCUUUAGGCUGGUCGCUGGGGCUAGGGGCAUUGAAUGAGUGGCAGGGAGAAACAGAACUGGCUGGCUUAUGCUACUCACAGAAAAGCCCCCUUCCAGCCAUGGGCCUGGGUCCUGUCCCUGUGUACCUCUGCAUGCCCCUGUCAGAGAACAGGGCCUCUGUCAACCUAGCCUUUCAGUACCAGACCCUGAGGAGACCUGGAUGUUCCCUCCCAGAAUAGGCUAAGUUGGGGUGGCUGAGUCAGGUGAACUACUCUGGGUCAUGUGGCACAGAUCACUGGCCAAGAGGCCCACUCAGCCAAGGAAGCAUUGGUUUCCGGGAUCCCCACACCUGACUAGUGACCAAACCUCCCUGAAUGCUAAGUCCCAAGGUAGGCAGGAUGGCCUGGGUGCCCGGUGAGUCUAGGGAGGGACCAGUGGAUAGAAUGGAUCAUUGAAAGAUCUCUGACGCAGGCCUGCCUCAGUCUCAAUUCACACCUUGAUGGAGAUGACAGGUGACCAUUAUUUGAGGGCACAGCCCCAUCUCAUAACCCAGCUCAGGCUAAGUCAUCCCAGGCAAAGAGAUUAUAUACGCAAGUCAGUUAGGAAAAUUGAGGCAUGGGGACUGGCAGUGUAGGGCAGUUCGUGGGGCUGAGCUGUCAGAAGGACUAAAUGUAUUACCCCCACAUCUCGGGCCCUUCCUGUGCCCACCCCUGUGUUUCCUGUUUUCCACCCUCUCCCAUUCCACACCAGUAGGCCAGGGUCUGUGACCUGGAGGGAGGGCAUCAACUCUGCACACAGCCUUCAUUUGUUGCCCCUCCUGCUGCCUCCCAUUCACCCCCUCCAUCCAGCCAGAUCCCGGCCCCUGUGGACACCAGCCUGUCCUCAAGAUGGCCCCCCACCCCCACCUGCACUGGGGCCCAUUGAUCAGGAAUAGCUGGGGGGGCUCUUGGCUGGAGAAGGGAGGGAGGGCCAGGAGAGGAGAGGGGGCUUUGUAACGUCACAACCUUCCCACCUGCCCCCCUCCACAUGCGCCCGCCCCUGGAACUAGACAAGCCCAGCUAGUGGCUGGGCCCCAGAUACAACAGCAGCCCCCCUCACAUCCCGGAGUCUGUGAGCUUUACCUGCAGAGAGAGGUGCCCAGCUUGGGAAGGAGCGCCUCCGCCACGGACGGACGUGGAGGGUGAUCAGAGAGGGAAGGACAGUCCCGACACUGGAAACUGUGCCUCCCUGAGAGCAAGGUGUGUGCUGAGCCCAGGAGCAGGCCUGGAGUGGCUGGCCCCCCUCCCAGAGUGGUAGGGGCCCGUGGGUGAGGCUGCAGCCCAACCCCAGCUGAGAUCCGGCUGUCCCCAUGGCAGUCUUCCUGUCUGCUGGCCUAGGAGUACUUGCGCCCCCAGAGACCUACCCCCUGCCUGCAGCCAGCUCCGGCUGGGCGUCUCGGCUGGAGACACUGUUCCCAUCAGGCCCUUGCACCAUCUCCACAGAAGCCCAAGCCAUGACUGAGUGCACUGGGCAGGGCCCCAAGAACCCACGAGUGUCCAGUGUGAUGGUCCAGCUGGAGAUGAAGCCCUUGUGGGAGGAAUUCAACCAGCUGGGCACAGAGAUGAUUGUCACCAAGGCGGGCAGGCGGAUGUUCCCCACCUUCCAGGUGAAGAUUCUGGGCAUGGACACGCUGGCCGAUUAUGCUCUGCUCAUGGACUUCAUCCCACUGGACAACAAGAGAUAUAGGUAUGCCUUCCACAGCUCUGCUUGGCUGGUGGCAGGCAAGGCUGAUCCUGCUACGCCGGGCAGAGUGCAUUUCCACCCUGACUCUCCAGCCAAGGGCGCCCAGUGGAUGCGUCAGAUCGUGUCCUUUGAUAAACUCAAGCUGACCAACAACUUGCUGGAUGACAACGGCCACAUCAUCCUCAACUCCAUGCACCGUUACCAGCCCCGUUUCCACGUGGUCUUCGUGGACCCACGAAAGGACAGUGCCCGCUAUGCCCAGGAAAACUUCAAAUCCUUUGUCUUCACAGAGACCCAGUUCACGGCUGUGACGGCCUAUCAGAACCAUCGGAUCACUCAGCUGAAAAUCGCCAGCAACCCUUUCGCCAAAGGCUUUAGAGAGAGUGACCAGGACUCUUGGCCUGUGGCCCCACGGCCACUGUUCAGCAUCCCAGCCCGGAGUCGGAGCAGUCUUGGACCCUGCCUAUUGAAGGGCUCUGCAGGGCAGGAGAAAGACACCAGUAAAGCUUCAGGUUCCAAGUCCAGGACCCCUGCCCAGCUGCACCUUCCGCUGCUGCCUGCCCCUGAGGCCCUGCUGGCCCCAGCCACCUACAGGCCGCUCCCCUACCAGGGCCUGUACUCUGCAUCUCCAAGCCACGUGGGGAUUCCAAGGGCACGACCAGCACCAUACCCCCUCCCCAACAUCCGGGCUGAUGGAGAUCAGGAGGCUCCAACCUUCCCAGCUGGGCUGGGCCUCUUGGCCCCCUCUGCUGUGUGCCUGGGGCCUGGCCAGGACGCUCAGUGACGCCAACUGUGGAAGCCCUCUUACCCUGGACCUCAGCCUCUGUGGGAAGCAACCCAUGCCCUACCUACCUCCUACCCUAGCCCUAC